This is a messenger RNA of Dentiscutata erythropus, 1722 nucleotides long. Lineage: Eukaryota; Fungi; Glomeromycota; Glomeromycetes; Diversisporales; Gigasporaceae. The record is from the annotation of a GenBank genome assembly.
AUGUCUAAAACAACAAGAAGUACACGUCCUGUAACUCGAGCAUAUGCUGCACAACAUCAAAUAAAAAUUGAUCCAUUGCCUCCUGCUAGUUAUCAUCCUGAACCGAACCGACGUCGCUCGCAAAAUAGAAAUAACAAUCGUAUAACUUUAAAUUCUACUCAAAGGAGACAAUCGACACGCAGACAGCGAGGUGCAUCUUCCCAAAAAUCUAGACGUCGAAAUCAACAACGAAAAACGACUCUAGCACAAAUAGAAGAAGAAUUAUCCUCAUCUCAACAAGAAGAAGAAGUUGAAAAUCGAGAUAGGCAAUUGAUUCCUUAUUAUAUUCGUGAAGAAUCGAGACAACAAAUACCUUUAUCUCAAUAUUUACAAAUAAUACCUGAAUCUGAAUCACCACCAUAUCGAUUGCAUGAAAAUGAUCCAAUAAUUACAUCUGCUACAGGUGUUAGUCAUGAUUCAUGGUUUAACUAUUAUGAUAGCCCCGAUCUCACCGGUCAAAAUCCUGAAGAAUUUGAUUCAUAUUCAAGUGAUACACCACAAUCACAAUUGCCAGAUUUCCUGUCAACGACUACACGAGAUGAUGAAGAAAUUGAGAUAGAAUUUCAACAAGAGCAUUCAAUGCGACGAUCAGUAGAACCUUUAGGAGGACUUGUUAGGUUUAACGCAUUUUAUUAUGAAGAUGACUACGGUCAACAUAUGACUCGACCUCAAAGACGGCAACCAGUAUCUGCACUUAUUGAUGUAGAUGGAACUUUAAUCCAGAAUUCAACGAGUUAUUCUCAAACAGAUAACUCACAAACUUCUGCAUUUAUAGUUUUUGAUCGUAAAGCAAAAAAAUUACAAAGAGAUCGAGCUGCUUUAGACAUUGAAACUAGUAAACAAGUUGAUUAUCUUAAAGAUGAAGUUGCACAUAGACUUGUUGAUAGAUUGUUGGAUAUUAAGCGAAAAUAUGAUACAAUUGUUGAUUUAGGUUGUGGAUGUGGGCAUAUAGUGAAACAUAUGGAUCGUGAUAUAUCGAACAAAUUAGUGAUGUGUGAUAUGUCAGAGAAAAUGUUAGAAAGAGAUAAAAAUAUAAAAUAUGAUGUUGAAGUUGAACGAAUUGUUGUAGAUGAGGAAUUACUUCCAUUUGAAGAGAAUUCUUUGGAAGCUGUAAUAAGUAAUCUUUCGUUACAUUGGGUAAAUGAUUUGCCAGGCACAAUGAUUCAAAUCCAGAGGUCUUUGAAGCCUGAUGGUUUAUUUCUAGCUUCAAUGUUUGGUGGUGACACUUUAUUUGAACUUAGGUAUACAAAUAUGCAUAAUCAUUCCAAUGAAAUUUCUUUCGAAUUGGAGCGGGAACAUGGUGUUUCACCUCGUGUUUCCCCGAUGGUAGAUUUUCGCGAUGUUGGAAGUUUACUUUCGCGUUCAGGAUUUGCUUUAACGACGAUAGACGUUGAUGAUAUUAUAGUAAAUUAUCCUUCAAUGUUUGAGUUAAUAGCAGAUUUAAAGGCAAUGGGUGAAAGUAACGCUGUAUUAGCAAGGCGACCAUUUUUGAAAAGAGAUACGCUUUUGGCUGCUGCUGCAAUUUAUAAAGAACUUCACGGCAAACCGGACGGCACCAUUCCUGCAACUUUUCAGAUUGGAUGGAAACCUGAUAUUUCACAAUCAAAACCAAAACCUAGAGGUUCUGCUAAUAUGUCAUUAAAAGAAGUGUUGGAAAAUAAAUUGGAAAACAAUGACAAAUGA